Messenger RNA from Haliotis rufescens (red abalone), 1080 nucleotides. RefSeq names its product variable charge X-linked protein 3B-like. The record is from RefSeq and is a predicted model, not a curated record. Lineage: Eukaryota; Metazoa; Mollusca; Gastropoda; Lepetellida; Haliotidae. The transcript is spliced from 2 exons. The coding region runs from base 1 to 1080 and encodes 359 amino acids.
AUGUCGCGCCCAGCACCAUCACAAGGGUAUGGAUCAACACGUGAUCGGCCAAGGUCGGGACGACCAAGAGUAACCACACCCGCCCAAGAUCACUACAUCCGACUGCGCCACCUACGUGAGAGGGCGACAACAGCCACUCCAUUCGAUCUCAAAUUCCCGGACUGCGUAGAAUAUCCGACCAGGCCCAAGCUCGACCAACCAAUCACCCAACUCAGCAAGCUCGACCACCCAAUCAGCCAACUCAGCAAGCUCGACCACCCAAUCAGCCAACUCAGCAAGCUCAGCGAACCAAUUAGCCAACCCAGCAAGCUCGACCACCCAAUCAGCCAACUCAGCGAACUCGACCACCCAAUCAGCCAACUCAGCAAGCUCGACGAACCAAUUAGCCAACCCAGCAAGCUCGACCACCCAAUCAGCCAACUCAGCAAGCUCGACCACCCAAUCAGCCAACUCAGCAAGCUCGACGAACCAAUUAGCCAACCCAGCAAGCUCGACCACCCAAUCAGCCAACUCAGCGAACUCGACCACCCAAUCAGCCACCCCAGCAAGCUCGACCACCCAAUCAGCCACCCCAGCAAGCUCGACCACCCAUUCAGCCAACUCAGCAAGCCUGACCACCCAAUCAGCCAACCCAGCAGGCUCGACCACCCAAUCAGCCAACCCAGCAAGCUCAACCACCCAAUACCCCGACACAGCAGACUCGACCAUCCAAUCAGCCAGCGCAGCAAGCCUGACCAGCCAGCCCAGCAAGCUCGACCACCCAAUCAGCCAACUCAGCAAGCUCGACCACAAAAUCAGCCAACCCAGCAAGCUCGACCAUCAAAACCCCAACACAGCAAGCUCGACCAUCCAAUCAGCCACCCCAGCAAGCUCGAUCACUCAUUCAGCCAACUCAGCAAGCCUGACCACCCAAUCAGCCAACCCAGCAAGCUCGACCACCCAAAACCCCAACUCAGCAAGCCUGACCACCCAAUCAGCCAACCCAGCAAGCUCGACCACCCAAAACCCCAACACAGCAGACUCGACCACCCAAUCAGCCAGCCCAGCAAGCCUGACCAUCCAAUCAGCCAACUCAGCUAG